GACCAUGGAGUCUGACCAGUAACUUUUUCUCCCAGGAGAGUUAAGCCCUGUGUCUCCAAUAUGGAAGUGGAGAACCAGACACGGGUCACCAGGUUCAUCCUGGUGGGGUUCCCUGGGAGCUGGGGCAUGCGUGCAGCAGUGUUCCUCAUGUUCCUCGUGGCCUAUAUUCUGACAGUGACUGAAAAUGUGACCAUCAUCCUGUUGGUGCAGCAGAACCGGCCACUGCACAAGCCCAUGUACUUCUUCCUGGCCAACUUGUCCUUCCUGGAGACCUGGUACAUCUCUGUGACUGUACCCAAGCUGCUGUUUAGUUUUUGGUCCGUGAGCAAUGGCAUCUCCUUCGCUCACUGUAUGAUACAACUUUACUUCUUCAUUGCACUCAUGUGUACGGAAUGCGUGCUCCUGGCCGCCAUGGCCUACGACCGUUACGUAGCCAUCUGCUGCCCACUGCACUACCCCACCAUUAUGAGCCACGGGCUCUGUUUCCGCCUGGCUCUUGGCUCCUGGACCAUUGGCUUUGGCAUCUCCUUGGCUAAGACCUACUUCAUCUCUCGCCUCAGCUUCUGUGGCCCCAAUGUCAUCAACCACUUCUUCUGCGACAUCUCUCCCGUACUUAACCUCUCCUGCACAGACAUGUCCACAGCUGAGCUGGUGGACUUUGUCCUGGCACUGGUCAUCUUCCUCCUCCCUCUCACUGUCACUAUCCUGUCUUAUGGAUGCAUCCUGGCCACCGUUCUACGCAUGCCCACAGGCAAGCAGAAGGCGUUUUCUACUUGUGCCUCCCACCUCGUGGUGGUCACCAUCUUCUACUCAGCUACGAUUUUCAUGUAUGCCCGGCCCCGAGCCAUUCACGCCUUCAACAUGAACAAAGUUAUUUCCAUCUUCUAUGCCAUUGUCACCCCUGCCCUCAACCCUUUCAUUUAUUGUCUAAGGAACCGAGAGGUCAAAGAGGCGCUGAAGAAGCUGGCUUAUUGCCAGGCCAGAUCUGACUAGUCUGUUACAAAUGACUAGAAGAAGUAAUUUGAUUUGG
This is a messenger RNA of Odocoileus virginianus texanus, 1030 nucleotides long. Its product is annotated as olfactory receptor 6B1. NCBI's taxonomy places the organism in Eukaryota, Metazoa, Chordata, Mammalia, Artiodactyla, Cervidae. Gene Ontology annotation, cellular component: membrane. The record is from RefSeq and is a predicted model, not a curated record. Gene Ontology annotation, molecular function: G protein-coupled receptor activity; olfactory receptor activity. Gene Ontology annotation, biological process: G protein-coupled receptor signaling pathway.